This is a messenger RNA of Electrophorus electricus (electric eel), 1672 nucleotides long. RefSeq names its product major facilitator superfamily domain containing 13a-like (gene mfsd13al). Lineage: Eukaryota; Metazoa; Chordata; Actinopteri; Gymnotiformes; Gymnotidae. The record is from RefSeq and is a predicted model, not a curated record.
GUUGGACAUACUGCAGGAACCGAGCUGGGUUUGAAUGUCGUUUUGUUUUAGCUGUGUAGUCGAUUAAAGAGUCGUAAGAGUGCGGUGUACACGAAGAUAGGCGAUUCUAGCCUUUUUAUACACAUAAAUGCAUCUUGUCUCCAUAAUCUGGUGACUGUUGAUUUGUCGAGGGGCGGCUGGUUAAAUCGUACUGAAUGCAGGUGUCAUGAAUCAUCUUAAAUUCUCGCCGCAUCCAGCGUCUGUGGCCUACGCCAUGACCACACUUGGGUCCAGUAUGAUGAACAGUAUUUUUUCUUUCUAUUACGUGAAGUUAUUCUUGAACAAGUACAGAAUAUCCGAAGCAGCCUUCCAUCAGUCUCAGGUGAUCUACAUGAUCUGGAAUGCCCUGAAUGACCCGUUGUUCGGCUACCUGCAGGACAACUCGCGCAUGCCCUGCUGCUCACUCCGCCGGCUCUCCAUCCUGUACGGCGCCCCGUUCUACGGCCUGGCCUUCCUGCUUGCCUGGUUCCCCUGGAGGGCGUACGCGCCGGGCGACUGGCUGAGCGGCGCACACCUGGUGGCGACACUGUGCGCCUUCGACGGCAUGCUCACGUUUGUGCUGCUGGCCCAGUGCGCGCUCUUCGCCGAGAUUUCCGCCCAGCACGACACCAGGCUGAGGCUGAUCAAGUACAACCAGGUGGCCUCACUGGCCGGCUCCUCUAGCGUGCUCUUCUGCGGCCUCGUCUCCGGCAACAUGGUCGACUUUGCCGCCUUCCAGGGAUUUUGUGUGCUGGUGGCGGUACUGGGCUGCGCCUGCAUGGUCUACACGGGCUUCUACAGCGAGAGCCGCUUCGACGAGAAAGGCUUGGGCCCCGGCUCUCAACAACCUCCCCUCUCCCUCUCUGCCGUGGUCACCAUGACGUGGCAGAUCCUCACCAACCGGGACUUCCAGCUAUUUGUGGUGAUGAACUUCUUCCAGGUCUUCAUGGUGGCCUUCUUCCACAACUUCGCCAUAAUCUUCGUGGAGCAUCUCAUACCGGCCGACGUCCUUCCUUCACUGGCGAAGAGCUUUAUGUACGGGGCUGGCUUCAUCUGCCCUCAGUUGCUGGUACUGAGUGGUCAGCGUCUGCUCCACAUGUUUGGCUACUAUCAGAUCAUCCUCCUCAGCUUCUGCGUGGAGGCAGGCGCCGCUGGGUUCAUGCUGUUGCUGGGUCCCAGCCACUACUGCUGCCUGGCUGUCUUCAUCACUGGCACCAUGAUUUUGGUCCAGGCUGCUUUUAGUCUCUUCGGUCUACCACUGGCUGACAUCAUUGACUCAGACAUGCAGAAGUACAAGCGCAGCUCCCCACUCUCCUCUAUGGUCUUUGGGACCAAUGCCCUGUUCACCAAACCUGCACAGUCCCUGGCCCCCAUGCUGGUGGUUUCCAUUCUCAACCUGUAUGGCUAUGGGGAAAUGAAGGAUGGACAAACUGCAGACCCCAGUGCGCUGGAGGCCCUGCACAACACAAUGUUCUACUUGGUUUGUAUGGUGCCAGUGUGUGUGACAGUCCUGCAGGUGAUUGCGUGGAAGUCAUUCUCAAUCAGGAACAGUCAUAAAAUGGACCAGAAAUGUAUAGAGAAAUGAUUUUUAAAUUAUUAUUUUGUCAUAGCUGCUCUGUAUUCUUAUAAUGAAAUUAUAUAUAUAUAUAUAUAU